Messenger RNA from Solea senegalensis (Senegalese sole), 2213 nucleotides. RefSeq names its product cholinergic receptor, nicotinic, beta 4 (neuronal) (gene chrnb4). The transcript is spliced from 6 exons. Gene Ontology annotation, cellular component: synapse; postsynaptic membrane; neuron projection. Gene Ontology annotation, molecular function: transmembrane signaling receptor activity; acetylcholine-gated monoatomic cation-selective channel activity. Bases 220 to 1788 code for a protein of 522 amino acids. Gene Ontology annotation, biological process: regulation of membrane potential; signal transduction; nervous system process. Lineage: Eukaryota; Metazoa; Chordata; Actinopteri; Pleuronectiformes; Soleidae. The record is from RefSeq and is a predicted model, not a curated record.
GGGUGGAGGUCCUGCAGGAGACGAGAGCAGCGCGCCACGGUUGCACGGUCACUCAGUGCUCGUUGGCGGCGGAGCGUGAAGACCCGUGUGCAGAGAGGCGGCUGUGACGGCAGUUUCCCCGGUCUUUGAGUGCCUCCAGUCCGGCAUGUCCCAGAGGAAGCGCGCUGGACGCGGCAACCGUGAGGCUUCAUCACUGACGGAGCAGAUGGUGUCGGGAAAAUGACUCGGGCUCUCCCCGUCCUCGCUUACCUUUUCUCCCUGAUUCACUGCAUCAGCAGUGCUGACUCAGAGGAGCGGCUCAUGAACUGGCUGCUGGGGAAGGAGCGCUACAAUCCGCUCAUCCGUCCGGCUGUGAACAGGACCGAAAGAGUUACAGUGAAGCUCCAAGUGUCUCUUGCACAGCUCAUCAGUGUGAAUGAAAGGGAGCAGAUCAUGACCACAAAUGUCUGGAUCACUCAGCACUGGGUGGAUUACAGGCUCUCCUGGGACCCCACAAAGUAUGAAGGCAUCGACAAGCUGCGGAUUCCAUCCAGACACAUAUGGCUGCCAGAUAUUGUUCUGUACAAUAAUGCUGAUGGUACCUAUGAGGUGACGGUCUUCACCAAUGCCAUUGUUCUUUUCAAUGGCAGCAUCAACUGGCUUCCUCCAGCCAUUUACAAAAGCGCCUGUAAGAUCGAGGUAAAGCAUUUUCCCUUCGACCAGCAGAACUGCACCCUCAAGUUCCGCUCAUGGACGUACGACCACACUGAGAUUGACCUGAUCUUGAAGUCUGAAGCGGCUAGCAUGGAUGAUUUCACUCCCAGCGGCGAGUGGGAUAUUUUGGCUCUUCCAGGCAGACGGACUGUCAGCCCACUGGAUCCCACUUAUGUAGAUCUCACGUAUGACUUCAUCAUCAAGCGAAAGCCCCUUUUCUAUACCAUAAACCUAAUCAUCCCCUGUGUGUUGAUCACCUCUCUGGCCAUCCUGGUCUUCUACUUGCCUUCAGACUGUGGAGAGAAGAUGACCCUCUGCAUCUCUGUGCUUUUGGCUCUCACUGUUUUCCUGCUUUUAAUCUCCAAGAUCGUUCCUCCCACCUCACUGGACGUGCCUCUGAUUGGCAAGUACCUGAUGUUCACCAUGGUGCUGGUGACCUUCUCCAUCAUCACCAGUGUGUGUGUGCUCAACGUGCACCACCGCUCUCCCAGCACCCACACUAUGCCUUCCUGGGUCAAGCUGGUAUUUCUUGUCAAACUUCCUGCCUUACUCUUCAUGAGACGCCCUCACAACAACUCCGCCCGCCAGCGUCUUCGACACCAGCGGUGCCUAUGUGCAAGGAGAGACAUUUUGGGUUUAGGUUACCCAGUUGCAUCCAAAACAGGCAUUACCAUGUCAUCUUCUGCCCUGCUGACCUCUGACUCUACCUUCUCCACCCCAGGACACAAAAAUGCAGCUCCUUCAAUGGGCUACAGUCACUUCAACAGGAAGGAAGACUUACACUCCACAGAUUACCUUCCUGCUGGUUUCACCUCCACCAAGGACCUUCAUCAGAGAAGCACCUCAGAGUGGGCUGCUGAUGUCCAGGAGGCAGUGAACGGUGUCCGCUUUGUGGCUGAGCACAUGAUGGGAGAUGAUGAUGAUCAGAGUGUGAUAGAGGAUUGGAAGUACGUGGCCAUGGUAGUGGAUCGACUGUUCCUGUGGAUCUUUGUGAUAGUGUGUGUGGUGGGAACCCUGGGUCUCUUUCUUCAGCCCCUCUUCCAGAGUCAGAUUAUUCCCAAUCAGCAACCCAGUUCAGACACACCACGCAUCUGAUGACAGACGAGGGAAACUGAGCAGCUUUGGAGUCUUUACUGAGCAACUGAGCUGUUAAAAACAUUCAAAUAGAUGUGUGUGUGUGUGUGUGUGUACUUGUAUUUGUUACCUCUUUAGAACCUUCUCUGGCACCAGUAGUCCUCAUGGAGAUCAAAACCUGAUUCUGCUGAGACAGAACCUCAUUUCUGAGAAACUGGUUAAGUUAAGGGCUAAAAUUUGAAUCGUCGUCGCUAGUAAGGUUAGGGUUAGGCAUUAAGUGUUUAUGGUUAAAGUUAUGGAUAUGAUUUAAAGGGCCAAUUCACCCAAAAACAUUUGGUCAUCAGACAGUGGAUCUGAGAUACAUGUCUCAUUCCCAUCUGACAAAAAGUUAGCGUCAAAGUGACUGCCUUCAAAGCAAAUAAAAUCUUCACUCUGUUUCUGUCAAU